UCCCGGACCGGGGCACGAACCCGCGACCCCUGCAUCGGCAGGCGGACUCUCAACCACUGUGCCACCAGAAACCCCUGCUUUGCUUUUUUAAGGUGCUUUGUGCCUCCAAGUCUCUUUCUGGGAGCGCGUAAAGGUCUCAUUUUUCUCCUUUGGGCUCUAGGUGAUGGUGGUUGGUGAUUAUGUGUUUUAAUCAGAGGUAAUUCAAUCCUUUUUACCCCCCCAAGACUAAAUUAAGACUGGGAAUGAGAUCCGAGCGCUAGGUGGGACCAGCGGCUGCAAUUGGUAGGAGGAAUGGGCUAGUGGGGCGGGGCGAGUCCUCUUCCUUUUAAGCUUCCUAGACUGUGAACUCUUGACCUUGGCGGGCCCACAAGCUUAACCCGACAGGGUGCACGGUGGCCUUGCGGAAACCGGCGAGGAGAGCGAGGCCGGCGCCAGGCACUGGUGGGGCCGGGACGGGGUCUUGGGCAGCCUAAACGUGCGCUGGAGUGGAGCGGGCUCGCUGCUGGCCCCUCGGAAACCCUACGUCCCAAAGUCCCGGUCCUCGGCAGCGGCGGGUGAGUAGGUCAGAGGGUAGUUGAGCUCGCGGUGGUGGAAGUUAGUGAAGGGUCUUUGUGCCGCAACCUUCCGCCCCUGACCUCGGCAGGCGAGGGGAGCAUCGCGCCCCGCAUCUUGGGGGAGCUUCCAACCCCUGGGGCCCAUGGGGAAACCUGGGUUAGGGUAUGGCCCAGGGCGCCGACCACUCCGGCCGCGUGGGGGACUCGGCGAAGAGGACGGGCUCCUGGCACGUGCUGAAAAAGUCGGGAUCCCAGCAACGAAGUUUCGGGGCAGACAGGCAUCGGGCAGUGCCGUCCCAGUCAACGGGACCAGUUCAGCGCACAGAAACCCCAACCAGUGGGUAUUAACGAGCGUGCCACGCAGUGGUGAGCGAAACUCUCCGUCCCUGCCCGCGGGAGGCCCCGAGACCGGAGUGUGGGGCUGGGCGCGCAGUGACGGGAGGUACGCCCUGUGGGCUCGCGAUCUGGUCCGGCAGAGCUGGGCAGGAGCUGCAAAGGGUCAUUGAGGACAGAGCAGAGACCCGAAGACCGGGUGAGAAGGGCUAAUGCCCGAGGGUCUUUUUGCUUGGCCGAAAGGCAGAAAACAAUAGUGGCUGGAACACCACGGUGGGGGGAGGCGAGGGCGGACCCCACGAAGCCUGGCAGGUGUGGUGGGGAUUUCGGUCGUUCUCAGAAUUGCUAUGGGAAACCAUGGACGGGUUUGGGGUUAGAGAGAGAUUGGGUGGACUCAGAGAACUGGAAAAUGGCGACACAUUCCCUCGAGGAAUUUACAUUCUGGAAGGGCAGGGACGGGCCGGGAACAGAUAAACCGGUCUGCGCCGAAAGUCUGUUGAGUUAUAUCCAGCCUCUUUCCCUCGUGGCCCAGCCGGCUUGAGCUCUGGGGCGUGUGGAUGUAGAAAGUACUAUCGAGAUAAAAGUGCCAGAGGCAGGCAGCAGCUGCCAGAAAUUUCAGUCUCCAUAGUCAUGCUCCCUUCCCAAACCAGAGAACCAGCUUAGAAUCUGGACCGAGGGCCUCAGGCUACCACCUGCAGCAAAUGCUUUUUGAGAAUGACUGACAGGGGUGGGUCUUUCCUGCGGGAGAACGGGAAAGCCAGGACCUUGAGGAUACUAUUACUGAGACUAUACUAUUACUGAGACUGUUUUGAAGUGUUACUUUCAUUGUGUUUGGCUGGAGAGUAGGAGAAUAUUCCAGACCUGCCCCUCUCACGCGAUGAUUGUGGAUGGUCUUGAAAGAAAGGAAAGGAGGGAGGGAAGGAGGGACUCAACUUCACCUCCCAGGAAUGCACCUUUCCUGUCAGCUUUCUUUUUAGCUAUCUCACUAACUCCAUUGUUGAAUGCCCUUUUCCUUGCUGGCAUUUUCAAUUCUACCACCUUUCAAAGAAGUGAAAGGAAGAAAGUCAACAGGUUUUUAUGUCUUCAUUCUUUUCAUUCCAUCUGGAGGGAGGAGAAGCGGGGUGAGUGGCUGUCAGUAGGAGGAGGUGGGAGUUCAGCCACGUGUGGGCAGAGCAGGAACUUCCUGGGCUGGGCAGGCAGCCCAGCGCCGGGCUCCUUGGGAGCCCUGCAGAAGCAUUUGCUGUUGGGUCGUUACCAUUAUCAUUCUUUUUUUUUUUUGGCCAUGCCUCAAGGCAUGUGGGAUCUUAGUUCCUGGACCGGGGAUCAAACCUAUGCCCCCUGCAGUGAGAGCUAAGACUCUUAACCACUGGACCACCAGGGAAGUCCCUCCAUUAUCAUUCUUUACAAGUAUCUGUAUGUAUUAAAAAUCCACAGAAUCGUAUAUUUUUGGGUCCUGGAUGGGAUCUUAGAGAGUCUCCUUUAAUCUUACUUUCCAAUAAAACCAGAUCAGAAUGAAGAAACUUGUACAAGGUGGUUUGUGGCAGAUCCAGGGAUGGUUACCUCAGGCACAUGCUUUCUUUCCAGAAUACCGUGAUGUUGCUCUAGAGAGGGCUUUGGGACAGUGGCAAUCAUGUCCUCAGUGGUAGAGUCAAGGCUUUGAACACAGACUCUGCUGUGGACCGGGAGUAUCCUUGAGCACAUUACUUAGCAUCUCUACUUUAGGUUCCUUAAAAUGGGGUCAUUAAUUGUUACCUCAUGGGGCAGUGCUGAGGGGUUUUAGGUACAAAGCAGGAGUUCAGUAACUCUUGGUGUUCCCUGACCAAAUUAGGAAACUGCUGUUCCUCACUCACUCCCCCUCUUGCUGAUACGAUUUCUCUCUGACCUCAGGUUCCUAGAGGUGGGCACCAGCCAGCGGCUAGAAACAGGUGAAGCAGAAGGCAGACGACGCCUUCCAAGCCCCAAGCUGGCAUUACUGAACAGCGGCUCCUGAGCCGAGGGUGACCAGGUUCCUGAACUCUGUGGCCUAGGCUUGGAGAGAAUCAAAGAUGUUCUCAGCUGUGAAAGAGGAGAAUUUGGACAGCAGGACAAAAAAGGAAGACAGCCCCCUGGAGCAGAUACCUUUGCCACUGGAGGCCACAUCAAACCCUGGGGCCUUUUCAAAGUCUCCCCCUCUGCUCAGUCACUGGGAGGUAGAUAGCCCCAGGAAGGAGCCCAGUCAGCCUUGGGGGCCAGACCAGGAGUGGAUAAAGCUAGAAAGAGACAUCAGGGAAGAGGUGGUGUUUGACCUGCUGAAGCCAACUGAACCUGUACAGAAGCUGCUCCCUCAGGUGGAUGAGGAGGCCCUGCAGGAAGCCGUGAAGGGAGAAUGCUGGUGGAAGGCAUGGGUGAAGAAGCCAGUCACCUCUGAGGAUGUGGCAGUGAAUUUCAACCAGGAAGAGUGGGAAUGUCUAGAUGCCAGUCAGAGGGUCCUCUACCAGGACGUUAUGUCAGAGACCUUCAGAAACCUGAUGUCUGUGGACCUGAUCGCCAAGUUUGAACAAGAAGAGAAACAGUGGAGAGCAGGUCUCCGUCCCCCAAACGGAGAAGGCCUUCAUUCAGGAGGCAAGAGAGAGGAACUUCAAGAACAGAGUCAGAGUUUGGGAGAUGAGGGAAAUAGCGAUGACAAGAAGGUCUCCCUUGCUUGCAGAAGAGCAGGCCCAUCCUCUGCUCCAGCUGGGUCCCUGGACAGGACAGCAGUGUUCCCAGCAUCCUGGGCUGGGCCACCCUUUACCUGCCAUACCUGUGGCAGGUGCUUCAGCAAGCGCUCCAGCCUCUACAACCACCAGUUUGUUCACAGCUGCGGCCAGUGCGGGAAGUCCUUCCUGAACCCCAAGGACCUCAGCUACCACCGGCGCAAGCACCUUGGGGAGAGGCCCUUCUGCUGCUCGCUCUGUGACAAGACCUACUGUGAUGCUUCUGGACUGAGCCGUCACCGCCGUGUCCAUCUGGGUUACCGGCCCCACUCAUGUCCCUUCUGUGGGAAGUGCUUUCGGGACCAGUCUGAGCUCAAACGCCACCAAAAGAUACACCAAGGCCAGGAGCUGGGGGCUGGAAACCAGAAGCAUAUCCUGAAGAUUCCAGACAACACAGCUGGAUUCCAGGGGCUGGCAACUGCAAACAAUGCACCAGUGGCCGGGACCCAAGGACCCUCAUUUAAAACCGCCGGUCCCGAGGCUCAGACCCAGCCAUCUAUAGACAGGAGCCCGGCACCUGCAACCAAGAACCAGGUAGUCACUGGGAAGGCUCAGCGCCCAGUCGUUACAACUACAGAGCCUGUGACCAGGACCCAGGCAGCCAACACGAGAACCGCCUGCCUGGAUGCCAAGUCCAGCUCUCACCCAGGAAAGCCUUCAAGACUCAAGGUCUUCUCUUGCCCUCAUUGUCCCUUGACUUUUAGCAAGAAAAGCUGUCUCUCCAGCCACCAGAAGGCCCACUUCACAGAGCAGUCCAACUGCUGCUUCCACUGUGGCAAGUCCUUCACUUUAUUCUCUGGGCUGGUCAGGCACCAGCAGACUCACUGGAAGCAGAAGCUCUACUGUUGCCCUAUCUGCGACGUCUGCUUUGGGGAGAAAGAGGACCUUUUGGGUCACUGGGGGGGCUACAGGGGCAAGGGGCUCUGCCUGGGCAGUCCCCAUAAAUGCUGGGCGAUCCUGGGUCAGUCGCUUGGCUUCUUUCCCGAUGCGCCCACUGUGGCAGGGGAGGAGACGGAUCUUUCUCCUGGAUCCAUACCCUCAGGAGAGGGAAGGAAGGGAGGGGAGAAGGCAGCAGAGGAAAGAAAGCAGAUAAGGCAGUGAAGGUCUUGGAAUGUAAAUAAAUGGCCUUUCCACCCAAGGUCUUUCUCUGUUUGGUUUUCCUGAGGGCUAACCUCCAGGGUAAGGAGACUGGGGUAGAGGAAGAGAGAGGUGAAGGAAUAAUGAAGGAAGCACAGAAAGGAAAAGGGACAAGAGGUGGCACAUGGAAACUUGUAGUAUUAUUAAUUAGCACCCAGCUUGUUUCUUUGUGUCUGACAGACCAUCAAGUAGUAGUUGUUGAAGACAACAGUGGACACUCCAAUAGAUAUGAAGAUGGGAGAAAAAAGAUGAGUGGGGGAGAGAGUGUGAGGGACCCAUCUGGGCCAGAUGUAGAAGGGAGGCAUUUUAAAGCAGGUGUGUGGCCCAGUUCUCACCCCUUGCUCCCCUGGCACCUUGGUAGGCUGCGGGGGCAAGAUGGAGCUCUGGCCAGUGUUUUGCGGGUUUCUCCCCAUCUCCUGUUUUUGGUUAGGGCUCCCCAUGUCCUCACUCUGCAGGUCACUUGGCGCUGUCUUGGAUGUUUUGGACUUUUCCUGCUCCUUCCCAGCAGGGCUGAGAUCUUGGAAGAAACGACCACCAUUUGCAAAGUUGGUGUGCUAUAAUUUGCAGUGAGGAGGUUCAUGGCAGAGACCCUCUUGUCUGUGUUACUCUGCAGCACAGGUGCCCUCUGAUGGAGAGAAGAGCAGCUGCCUGGCUGUAACCAGAGAGGGCUUCCAGAUGGAAGAUAGACCAAGGAGUAGAAAUAUGUGGGCAGCAUAAAGGGGGAGAGGAAGGAAGGAGCUGGGGAAAGGGAGAGACAAAGUAGAUGACAGAAGAGAAGUUGAUCCUAUUUGGAAUUCAGAGCGUUCCUGCAAGUGCAGAUUGGAAUGUCCCCACAGCAAAGAGGCCAGUGAGUGCAACUUGAUGGAUGUGACAUCCCCGAGGACCAGUCUUUGGGCCAACCAGGCUCUUCUCCACCCUGCCAAGAUGCGACAUCGUUCAGAAGGGGUUUCCUAGAAGGAGGAGAAAAUGACUUGAAAAAGCUGUCAACAGUUUCUGUCAUGAAACUGUCACACCAGGGAGAAGAAAGCCCUGUGGAGUCAUCUGGCCUUGGAGGGGAGGCCCAGGGCAGCUGCUGUAGGGAACAAUUGAGAAAGGAGGCCAGCUGGAGUGGGAUUCUUGCUUUGGAGCACGAAGGUGGAGGAGGAAUCCUCCCUCCAGCCAGGCUCACCAGCCCUUCCUUUCCUUUGGGAUUUUGCUCCCUCAGUAGCCCCCUCUUCCCCUUGCUGCUUUCCUUGUUUUUUUUUUUUUUUUUUUUUGCUCUCAGCUUAUAAGAAAGAGAAGAAAACUUACUUAGCUCUUCAAGAAAUUGCCCUGAAAACAAAGAGAAAUAGGUGAUGAGUGGAAGAUGACUAACUCCUCCCACAUCCUCCCUGUGGAAUUCAUAGUCACCCCCCCCUUUCCACUAAGGGACCCCACAGAUCUCAGUAAGUGGCUCUUUAUGGAUUCUCUGAGGAGCCUGGAGUUGGCCAUGUGGACAGAGCAGGAAGGAAAUUCCAGCUCUGAAUCUUGAGCCCUGGUUCCAUCCACCCUCUUUAUGUUUCCCACUCAGGGCUGGCUUGAUCCCCUGCUGCCCAGUGGUCCUGUUUGCUGCCCCAGCACUGCACCUGCUAGUCGUCCGUGUAGCCAGUUGUAGCAGAUGAUCAAGGCCACCAGGGGUCCGAGAAAUGGCACGAUUACAAACAGGGUUAUCUUCCAGCAGGGCACCCUCAGGAAGUGGGGAUCUGAAUCGUUUGCCACAGAACAAACAGGAUUAACAUGUGUUCCCCCUUGUGUCCCACCCACCCCUCUCCAUUUAUUAUUGGGUUUAUUUUGGGUGGUGGAGGGGGGAGGUUCUUAACCUGGGUUCCAAAAUAGUUUGUGGAUAGAGUCCAGGGAGUUCAUGAAUUUGGAUGAGAAAAGCAUUCCAUUUUUAUUUUCACUAACUUCAAACUGAAUUUAGCAUUUUCUUACACUAAAAAUGUAGCUAACAAACCAGUUAUCGGCAGUACCUGUGACUUUAUCACCAAUGGAAACAUUCCCUUGAAAGUUGUUGCAGAAAUCUCAGUAUACUGUUUAUCAAUAUUUUGAAAUCACCAAAUUAUUAGACCUGCUGCUACAUUUUAUUAUUUAAUGUAUAUUUUGUAUUUAGUGUAUAUUAUUUAAUGUACAUUUGUUACUUUAUCACAAAUUGGUUUAUAUUUCGAAAACUAUUUCAAAACAAUGGUUUUCUUUGUAA
Aethalodelphis obliquidens (Pacific white-sided dolphin) is the source of this 6971-nucleotide messenger RNA. RefSeq names its product ZFP57 zinc finger protein (gene ZFP57). Bases 2933 to 4720 code for a protein of 595 amino acids. The record is from RefSeq and is a predicted model, not a curated record. Gene Ontology annotation, cellular component: nucleus. NCBI's taxonomy places the organism in Eukaryota, Metazoa, Chordata, Mammalia, Artiodactyla, Delphinidae. The transcript has 4 exons. Gene Ontology annotation, biological process: regulation of transcription by RNA polymerase II. Gene Ontology annotation, molecular function: RNA polymerase II transcription regulatory region sequence-specific DNA binding; DNA-binding transcription factor activity, RNA polymerase II-specific.